Centropristis striata (black sea bass) is the source of this 3377-nucleotide messenger RNA. It is a transcript of the gene scdb, whose product is annotated as stearoyl-CoA desaturase b. Gene Ontology annotation, biological process: unsaturated fatty acid biosynthetic process; response to fatty acid. NCBI's taxonomy places the organism in Eukaryota, Metazoa, Chordata, Actinopteri, Perciformes, Serranidae. Gene Ontology annotation, cellular component: endoplasmic reticulum membrane. The coding region runs from base 197 to 1201 and encodes 334 amino acids. The record is from RefSeq and is a predicted model, not a curated record. Gene Ontology annotation, molecular function: stearoyl-CoA 9-desaturase activity; iron ion binding; palmitoyl-CoA 9-desaturase activity. The transcript is spliced from 6 exons.
UCGCUGAUCGGUUUCUGGAGAUUCGUGCUUCCUGUAGAAAUGUGCUAGUUGGCAGUGGACACCAGCAGAUGUCAAUCGGGAUUAUUCACGACUCUUACCGACAUAUGGUGAUGUUAACAUCUGCCUACGCAGCACAAAACUGCGCGGACACUUCUAUAUAGGCCUACCAAGUUACAUUCGUAACCCCUUCAGCAAAAUGACCGAAACGGAAACGAGGAAUCACCACACCGACAAGCAACAGAUCGGAGGUGCCAUGGCAGAACCAUCGACGGUGGAGGAUGUUUUUGACGACACCUAUAAAGAGAAAGAGGGUCCCAAACCGCCGAGGACCCUGGUGUGGAGAAAUAUCAUACUGAUGUCCCUCCUUCAUGCCGGUGCGCUUUAUGGACUGAUUCUCCUUCCCUCCGCAUCGGUUCCAACUCUUGCAUGGACUGCAGUGUGCUACCUCAUCAGUGCUCUCGGUGUGACUGCCGGUGCACACAGAUUAUGGAGCCACAGAUCCUAUAAGGCCGCUUUUCCCCUGCGAGUCUUCCUUGCCCUUGGCAACUCCAUGGCCUUUCAGAACGAUUUAUAUGAGUGGGCAAGGGACCACCGUGUCCACCAUAAAUACUCAGAGACAGACGCAGACCCCCACAAUGCCACGCGGGGGUUCUUCUUCGCCCACAUUGGCUGGCUGAUGGUUCGCAAACAUCCCGACGUCAUUGAAAAGGGCAAAAAACUGGAGCUGUCAGACCUAAGGGCAGAUAAAGUGGUCAUGUUUCAGAAACGGCACUACAAGCUCUCUGUGGUGAUACUCUGCUUCUUGGUGCCCAUGUUGGUGCCCUGGUACUUCUGGGGGGAAUCCCUGGUUGUGGGAUACUUUGUCCCUGGGCUCCUGAGAUACGCUGUGGUUCUCAAUGCCACCUGGCUAGUCAACAGCGCCGCGCACAUAUGGGGCAACAGGCCAUAUGACAAAGCGAUUAAUCCAAGAGAAAACCCACUGGUUGCUUUCAGUGCCGUAGGGGAAGGCUUCCACAACUACCAUCACACAUUCCCCUUUGACUACUCCACGAGUGAGUUUGGCUGCAAGCUCAAUCUCACCACUGCCUUUAUAGACCUCAUGUGCUUCCUGGGUUUGGCCAAGGACCCCAAGAAAGUGUCGAAGGAAAUUAUCAUGGCUCGCAAGCAGCGAACAGGUGACGGCAGCCACAAAAGUGGCUGAGUCAAACUAGCUACAAACACUGCAACUGAUACCGACAUGUCGAACCAAGACAGAACGUAGCAACGGGUAUAGCAGCAUUUCAGUGGUGGGCAGGGAAGAUUUAAUUCUUCUGAUUAUAAGUUAAACCUCCUCCUGAGACUAAUAUUGGCUUCAAAGAGUUGUAGAACUUUCCAUAAAUUGUGUGGGUCUCUUUUAAGUUUUGAAGUGUCCUCACCGACUAUUAGCCACAGCCAGCGACUUGGCUACAUGUGCAAGCACAGCUUUUUCACGAUAACAUAUAAACGGGCACAAAGAGAAUGGGGGGGUGGGGGGGGGCUAAAUGGGCUAAUAGUCUCUUUGGCAGCAGUAGGACAACCAAACAAGUCUGUGUGAGCAGUGUGUAAAAGCGGUAAUUACUGCAAAAUUUACUGUAUAUCUUAUUUGUUAAUGUGCUAUUUAUUAAUAGUCUUUGGCACUUUGAAAGCUUUAUUGAAACCCUUAACAGUGAGGUUUCUCUACAGGCAAUAUUGAGGGCCUUUAGCUCUAACUUCUAUCAGUACUGCUUUGUCUCAUUCCACAGGGAGUGGAGUUUCAUCUUGAUUAUUAUUUGUCAACUUUAAGCUAAGAUUUUCUUUAUUUUUGGUAAGAGAGUAGUCUUACUAAAGCAUAAGCUGCUGUGUUUAAGGCCAACACCAAGACAGUGAACACAAGAUUGAACUGUUGCCAUUUAUCAUAUCAAAGUAACCCUGGGUGAUUACAGUUCAGAUGGGUUAUACUUUCACAUCCAAUGUCUCCAACUGUACAAGAGGGGUUCUUAAUGAGGACUAUUCUCUGGUGUAACGCGGUGUAUACCCCUGGUUGAGUAAUGAAAACGCCUCAGGGUGUGUUCACACCAGACAAAGUGAAUUUUACGCAUGGCGCAAUUAUAUACAAAGGUGUGAGUAGCGAAGAAUUUACAAGAUGUGAAUCCUGCAACAUCAAGGACGCGAUUAUACAUUAUAUGCUUGUGCAAGAAAUGUGUCACUUUGUCAUGAAAGCCUAUCAGAGAUGUGAUUUUUCUGCAUAGCACAGCCUUGGUACUCCAUUUAGAAAGCAAGCAUCUGAAAAGUUGUUUACUGGUUCUCUGGCAAACAGACCUGUCAAAGCAUGAAAUCAGACUUUUUACACACAUACAGCAUCAUGCUGUAGUUAUUUCAGCAUACUUUUGAUACGUUUAUCGCAAUGAAAUAACAGCAAAAUGCAUUUAUUUUGGGUUCAUACUGCUGUAGUAGCGCCAUCACUGCAGUCAUCCAGACAGUUCCUGGAGAAGGCGGUGAAAUUUACAAACAUGUGUAAAACCUCCUGAUAAUAUGAUUCCAGACAUGACAGUGUUUGGUUUUGUGAAAGCAGCAGAUUUGGUAUUUUAGACUUAGGUUAAUGAUGGGAAGUAAGCGUAGUUUACAAUGGUGCAACUCACGCAAGUAACAUGAAUGAAUGAACACGAAUGUGAUCCAAAGGUCAAAGUUCAGUGAGUAACGCAUGGAGAAAAUUUGCUUCAUGUCUCGUGUGAACAUGCCAUCAGCCUCAGACUGAAACAUAGAAACAGACUGACUCUCGAUCUGAAGAGAUAAUUAUUUGCAUUAAUUUUGUAUUCAUUUGAAAACGGACAUUUGUGCUGUGUGAUAUUAUUGAAACGUGUCAGGACUCUUGCCCAAAUGCCUUAUGAGGGUUGCACACCUGAUUUAAAAAAAAAUAAAAGUGCAGGUUAUGGAAGUAAAUUAGGGCUUAAAUUUUCUGUCUAAUCACAGUUGUUUGGUGUCUGUCUGUUUUUAAGGAACACUUCAAAAAUUAAAAUCCCUUAUUUAUACUGAAAAAGAGGGACCAUUCAAGUAAAAAAUGGGUUACUAUGAUUUAACUUUUGUGUAACCAAACAAACACUUUGCUCUAAAACAAGAUCCAAACUUGUCAUAUCAUUAAUGAUACUGUUGUAAUAUUUGUCACACUUCCUCUUUUACAGAGCAACACAUUUUUACAGUGUUAACUUCUUGAAGUUUGAAUGCCUUAAAAAAUGGCACAUUUUUUUUCAAAGAAUGUUUUUGCCCACUGUAUGUGUCGUAAAUAAACCAAAUUUUCUACUUGUGACAAAAUAUGUUUUGCUGUUUUUGUUGGGAUUCUGUAAUACUCCUUGUUCGUAUACUGAAUAAAAAAUAUGAUCAUA